Sorex araneus (European shrew) is the source of this 3800-nucleotide messenger RNA. RefSeq names its product family with sequence similarity 171 member A1 (gene FAM171A1). The record is from RefSeq and is a predicted model, not a curated record. Gene Ontology annotation, biological process: stress fiber assembly; regulation of cell shape. The transcript has 8 exons. NCBI's taxonomy places the organism in Eukaryota, Metazoa, Chordata, Mammalia, Eulipotyphla, Soricidae. The coding region runs from base 101 to 2734 and encodes 877 amino acids. Gene Ontology annotation, cellular component: plasma membrane.
CGCGGCGGGCGGGCGCGUGGAGCGGGGCGCGGCGUGGGGCCGGCCGUGACGCGCCGCUGGCCCGCGAGCCCGGGCGCGGGGGAGCCCCCGCGGCGCGGAGAUGCGCGGGGCGGCCGCGCUGCUGCUGUGCCUGCUGGGCUGCCACGUCGGGACGGCGCGGAGCAGGACGCCGCGAGCCCCAGCCGUCACCCUGAAGGUCCACGUCAGCGACGCCAGCACCCACCAGCCCAUCCCGGACGCCCUCAUCGAGGUCUUCAACAACCAGGUGCCCAUCGCCUCGGGCACCGCGGGGCCAGAUGGCGUCGCCUUCAUCAAGUUCCAGUACAGGCUGGGCACUCCGCUGAUGGUCACCGCCUCGAAGCACGCCUACGUCCCCAACUCGGCCCCAUGGAAGCCUGUGCGCUUGCCCGUGUUCUCAUCGCUGAGCCUCGGCCUGCUGCCCGAGCGGCCCGCCACCCUCAUGGUCUAUGAGGACGUCGUCCAGAUCGUCUCGGGCUUCCAAGGCGCCCGGCCGCAGCCCCGCGUGCACUUCCAGCGGCGCGCCCUGCACCUGCCCGACAACACCAGCUACAGCGACCUGACCGCCUUCCUCACGGCCGCCGGCAGCCCCGCCGAGGUGGACAGCUUCCCCUACCUGCGCGCGCUGGACGGCAACAGCUCAGGGAACAGCACCCGGCACGACCUCACGCCCGUCACGGCCGUCAGCGUGCACCUGCUGGGCAGCGAUGGGACGCCGGUGCUGGUGGACGGGCCCAUGUACGUCACCGUGCCGCUGGCCGCGCACAGCAGCCUGAGGCACAAUGGCUACGUGGCCGCGUGGCGGUUUGACCAGAAGCUGGGAACGUGGCUGAAGAGCGGUCUGGGCCUCGUGCACCAGGAGGGCAGCCAGUUGACGUGGACGUACAUCGCCCCACAGCUGGGCUACUGGGCGGCCGCCAUGUCGCCUCCCAAUCCAGGUCCCAUUGUCACCCAGGACAUCACGGCGUAUCACACGCUCUUCCUCCUGGCCAUCUUGGGCGGGAUGGCUUUCAUCCUCUUGGUUCUGCUGUGCCUCCUUUUGUAUUACUGCAGGCGGAAGUGCUUGAAGCCUCGCCAGCAGCACCGGAAGCUGCACCUGCCGGCCGCGCUGGAGAGCUCCAAGAGGGACCAGUCCACGUCCAUGUCGCACAUCAACCUGCUCUUCUCCCGCCGGGGGGAGUCCGAGUUCCCGGGGCCGCUCUCGGUCAGCGGCCACGGCCGGCCGGACGCGCCGGGCCCCAAGGAGCUGCUGGGCGGCGUCCCCCGGGAGCUGCUGUCGCCGGGCGGCGAGGGGGACCUGCACGCGCCCGUGCUGAAGCUGGCCUACAGCACCUCGCAGGACUUCAGCUCCCGGGAGGAGCUGCUGUCGCACCCGGACCACGACAAGAGCCAGGGCUCCUUCGACAACCUGACGCCCGGCGGCACGCUCGGCAAGUCGGUGGAGCUCUUCCCGCUCAGGUCCCGGCGGUCCCUGGAGAGGGACAGCUACGAGUCGCCCGGCCACGGGGACUACCGGCGCAGCUACAACGCCAUGCUCGCGCAGCCGCUCUUCGACAGGCCCGAGCGGGACAGCCAGGCCUCGCUGGCGGCGGGCAGCAAGCUGACCAUCCAGGAGCACCUCUACCCCGCGGCCUCCUCGCCCGAGAAGGAGCAGCUGCUGGACCGCCGGCCGGCCACCGAGUGUCUGAUGUCACGUUCCGUGGACCACCUAGAAAGACCCUCUUCCUUCCCGCGGCCCGGCCAGCUCAUCUGCUGCAGCUCCGUAGACCAGGUCAACGACAGCGUGUACCGGAAGGUCCUGCCCGCCCUGGUCAUCCCCGCGCACUACAUGAAGCUCCCCGGCGACCACUCGUACGUGGGCCAGCCCCUGGUGGUGCCCGCCGACCAGCAGCUGGACAUCGAGAGGCUGCAGGCGGAGCUCUACCCGCACCCCGCCGGCCCGAUCCCCGGGCAGCCGCUGUCGUGCCAGGCCGUGUCGCAGCAGCACCUGCAGGAGGCGGGCGCGCGCGUGUCCGAGUCCCUGUCCAUCCCCGCGUCCCUGAACGAGGCGGCGCUGGCGCAGAUGAACAGCGAGGUCCAGCUGCUGACCGAGAAGGCGCUGAUGGAGCUGGGGGGCGGCAAGCCGCUCCCGCACCCCCGCGCCUGGUUCGUCUCCCUGGACGGCCGCUCCAACGCGCACGUGCGACACUCCUACAUCGACCUCCAAAGAGCCGGCAGGAACGGCAGCAACGACGCCAGCCUGGACUCGGGCGUGGACAUGAACGAGCCCAAGGCGGCCCGCAAGGGCCGAGGGGACGCCCUGGCCCUGCCGCAGAGCCACCCCCCGGUCCAGGAGCACGCGGCCAAGGAGCCCCGCGCGGCCGACGGCGCCGCCUACGCGCAGCUGGUGCACCGGGAGCGCGCGCUGGACCCGGGCGGCGGCGAGGGGGGCGCCGUGGCGUGCGCCCCCGAGGACAGCGCGCUGCGGUGCCUGCUGGACGGCGGGGGCCGGCGGAGCGGCGGGCAGCUGCCCAGCCUGCAGGAGGAAACCACCAGACGAACUGCCGACGUCCCCGCCGCCGAGCCCGCGGGCGCCCCCCAAGCGCCCAGACCUGCCCGGGAGGAAGAGGAAGAGGAUGACGAGGAUGACGACGACGACGACGACCAAGGCGAGGACAAGAAGAGCCCCUGGCAGCGGCGGGAGGAGAGGCCCCUGAUGGCGUUCAAUAUCAAAUGAGCCCGAGCAGAGUCUGGCGCCCCUCACCCCCAAAGGUGGGACCCCCGCCCCCAAUUGCCAAAAAUUUCUCCCCUGCGCUGAAGCGGUGGAGGCAGCCCGAGUGGGCAGCGGACUUUUCCCUGCUUUGCUCUGGGCCGCAGAAGUGAAGAGUCGGGGGCCCUCCCCAUGUGUCCCCCCGGGGGUCUCACCUCCAGGGAGGGCUGGGGCAAGAUCUGAAUGUGUCUGCCCGGCCCCUGACCCAAGGACGCUGAAGAGCAGCCCCCCGCGAUAUGCGCAGGGGGUGGCCACCCUGCCUGCCCCUUGCGCAAACAGCGGGUCCCCCUUCAGUGGCUCUGUGCCGGGGGUGGGAGUGGGCCCCCAGCCCAGCGGGCGGUGCGUUUUGUACAGGUGUCACCCCUUCGUUUUCAUCUGUCCUGCGUCUCUCGGUGGUUCAUUUCAGGGUCUCCUUUCACUCAGUGACAUCUCUGCUACAUCCCAGCUUUUGAAUGAAAUUUCUCUCCACCAAGAGUCCUUCAAUUCCGGUCCCAGUAACUCCAAGUGCCUUUUCUACAGUGAUAACAGACAGUCCCUCAAAAGAAAAAAAAAAAGGAAAAACAGAAGUUUUGGGGUUUGUUUUUUUUCCCCCUUAACCCCUUUAAGUGAACUGCCUGGAUUUUAUCAAGUGAUGAGAUGCUGUCCUUCCUGUUUCUGACUGCAUGCGGCCAAGGAGCUCUUUCCAGAGGGCAGAAUUCUCGUUUCGGCGUGUUCGCUUCCUGGAGGCGGCUUGCGCCCAGGUAGGCGAGAGGACACUUCACAGAGACUCUGCCGCUCCCGCGCCCUGUGGCCACCAGCCACCUUACGGUUUUUUGCCUGUUUGUGUAGACGGUUAUGUAUUUCCCCCCGGAACCCUCCGGGCUGCUCUUGCUCACCCAGCCGGAGUGAUGGGCUGGGCGAGGGGACCAAAUGUGACAAACAAAUCUCAUGUACUCUCCGAAAGUGCCGGAAUCACUCUCUGUGCAUCCUCCUUAAACAGCUGCUUGGUGAUCCAAAAAUGAAAAGUCAAAAUAAACUUCGAAGGAAAAUUUUA